Molecule: messenger RNA, 5511 nt
Organism: Brenthis ino (lesser marbled fritillary)
Lineage: Eukaryota; Metazoa; Arthropoda; Insecta; Lepidoptera; Nymphalidae
Source: the annotation of a GenBank genome assembly
AUGCCGGACCCGAGGGUUAAGCCGGUGUCGGCUAGUGACUCUGCUACAUCAGAUGAAGCAUCCAAAUUGGAACUCUACCUCCAAAGACAACUUGAGGAGGAUGUAGCAAGAAUAUUUGAUGAAUCCAUUUAUUCCGAUUUGGAAGUUGUGUGUGGAAAAUUAAAAAUACUAACCCAUUCUUGUAUACUAAAAGCACGUACAAACAAAUUUUAUAGGAAGCUUGAUGCCAUUUUGCAUGUCAACAUUGGACGGGAAACAUUUGAUGAAAUAUAUUCUUUCAUAAGUGAUGCCUAUACUGAAUGUGACAUAACAGCACAGGAAAAAGAAAUACUAAUAUUCCUUAAGAGAAAAUUAUUUACAAAUAGUUCUAAUAAUCUCCCUGAAUCAAAAAAAAUCAAGGAUGAGAUAGAAGAUAUUGACGUGUUUUUAACCCCAAAUUGCCCGAGUCCUUAUAAAGAGAAAAUAUGUCAAGAACUUUCAUGCCUUAGUCCCAGUACUGAAUUAACUAAGGAGUAUUAUGCACUGGUACAUAUUGAAGGUAAUUUAUUAGAACAAGAGCUCAUAGAACAAGACGCUUUGUCAGAUGCGUUUCAUACUAUCAUAAAGUCGCAAGAUAGGAGUACAACUAAGAAUUCGCAACGUAUUAAACCUUCGUCUUUGUCUCUAAUAUCUAGUCAUUCACCCAAAACCAUAAAACAUUCCAAUAAUUGUGAUAUCUAUAGUAAAUUACCGCUUGAGCAAAAUUCUUUAAGGAAUGGGAAAGAAAUCGAAAAAGAAAAUUAUAAUGUAUGCAUGAAACCUUUUGACCAAUAUUCUAAGAUAGUAGAUUUUGGCAAAGUCAAUGGGAAUGAAUCUUUGGCUGAAAAGUUAUUGGAUCCCGCAUACUCACCUGAUAGUUUAAUAACAGACGACCCUAGUUCGUCAUCUGAUUAUUUAUCCGCUGCGUACGCUUGUUCUCCGGCGUUGGGAUCUUCUGGGUGUUUGCCUCAAUUAAAUGCUGGCGAAAAUAGCACUAAAAUGGAAAAUAUUUUUACUUCUUCCGAUUCGGGGUUGGAUAAUACUGGUAUGCUGGAAAGUCUCAAUAGCCAUAAAGAUGUUAUGUUGACAGAUUUAUCGCUAACUGAGAGCACUUUGCACGAUUUAACUAUAGAAGAUACAAAUCAUUCCCAGGAAUCUACAUCAAGUCCAGAAGCUGACUUAAAUCAAAUUCAGAAAAUAAAAUUACCACUUCAUCGAACUGGAACAUCAUCCUUAAAUAGCGCUUAUCAAGACUCUAGCAGUAACGGAAUAAAAGGAACUUCUAACUCAAAAUCAAAUGAUAUAGUUUAUGGAAAAUCUUCUAAAGAAGAAAAGCAACGUCAAAAUGAAGAAAUUGUAAUAUUAGAAUCUUCUUCGGUCUCGUCUGAGACUGGAUCUUGGGAAUCAGUCUUUCCGCCAAAAAUUACUGAUAAGGAGAUAUGCGAUAAAUUUAUUCAUAAUGAACGUCAGUUUGUAAAUGAAGAUGUUAUAAUAAAGAAAGGCGACACCCAUAAUAUGUCGGAAUGUCAAAGUUAUGAAAAAUCUUCAACUAAAACAACACCAUGUUUCAUAGACGCAGCUAGUUUAGCUGAUGAAGAUCAAGUUUCUGUAAAUCUUCAAGAACAAACAGACCAGGAAAAUGUUAAACAUGAAUCUGACUAUAUACCUGUACCAAGCCAACCAGUACCUUGCUCCCGACCCGACAUUAGUCCAGGGGACUGGUCGGAAAGCAAUGACAACGAAGAUUCUUUAGAACAACCCGACAACAAAGAACCAGACUCCAUACAAAAAGACUUAUCUCCGACUAUUUUCGAAAUGACACCUAUCACUGAAGAUUCAUUAAGUACGAAUGAUAUGCAUGAAAACAAAGACAUAUUUGAAACUAAAUAUCCAUCUACAUGUCAACCCGAAAAAUCAGCUUCACUUUCUACAAAUACUGUAUACAUGGGAACUACGCCACAUAAUUCAAUUAUGUCAUUGAAAACUUCAUCAUUAAAGCAGUAUGAAUCGGAAGAAAGUGAGAGUGAUACGAUUGUUAUAAGCAGAGAAAGUCUUACGAAUUUUAGAUCAAGUAGGUUCAAUGAAUCUUCGCCUAUUGUGUCAGGUGGCGCUUCGAUUGAAGAUGUUCGUUCUCCUAAAAUAGGAACACAAAACAAUAGCCCUUCAGUUCGAAGAAAAGUGGAAAACAUACCGAUAGUAACUGGUGCUUGCUUAAAUCAAGAGAGCACCAGCUUACCCAAAUCACCAAAAUCCGUUUCAGGAUCAGCUUGGGUGGUAGAUAUGUCAUCAACUCCCAAAGUAAUAGAAGUAUCCAAAAGUGCAUUUAGCCAAAACUUAAACAAGAAACCUGGUGAUAGAGUAUGUGAGACAUUAAAAAAUGAAACAAAGCAUACUAAUACCGAAACAUGUAGUAAAAGCAGAAGUUCUGUUGAAUCUGAUAGCAGUGAAAAAUCUGGCCAUAAGUUUUAUAUAGAUUUAUCGACAUUGCCUGACCCACUGCCGCCGGAAAAACCAAACAAUGAUGAAAGUACUACUGAAAAAAAAAAUAUUUUUUCUAUGUACAUUGAUUUAGGAGAGAAAUCAACGCUAAAAGAAAUGCCAACUAGGUUGUCAUCUUCGCUAAAUGUUAAGAAACAAUCGAAUGACAGUAAAAUUUUAAUAAAAAAUUCAAAAAAUACUAAAGUAGUGAGUAAUGAAAAAGUCACUUCUUUAAAUUCAUCAUCGUCUUAUUUCCAAGAUCAAAGCACUGUUUCAACAACAUUUGAGAGAUACGAAUCGUUGUGUAACGACCCAAACAUAACUAUCUCGGAAAUCAUAGCCAUCCCAGAACCAGCUCUAAAAACAACAAAACCGCCUAGUGAAGUUGAAAAUAUAAAAAAUGAAAAGCAACAUCUUCGGCGUAAUGGUGAUAAGAGUUUUAUAUCCAAUACGUCAUUUACUAUUCACGAAGAGUCUACUAAUGAGCAGUCAGAUCUUUUUGUUAAAUUAUCUGACUUAGACAAACCAAUUCAAACUUCGGAUAUUUUUGAAAGAGAUAGCUUUGAUGUUAGAAUGACGAGAUCUAUACCAGAAAAUAAUUGGUCACAACAAAAUAUUGCUUCAACGUCAAGAUCUAGUGAAGUUAUUAGUUCGUUUCAUUCAGAAAACGCAUUAAGUUUGAAUAGAUUGUUUCCUCAUUUAAAGAACGAAUUUAGCAAAAGCAUGCCUAUAUCGCUGUCCGGUAGGACACGAUCACCUUUAAGGCAAGGUGGAUCGUCGAGUGUUGGUGAAAUAGACGAGCAAGUUUCAGACGUAUCUGAAAUCAGUAGCGUGCAGAGUAGCAUGUGUCGUUCUGUUAUAGAAAACAGUACUACCGAGGAAACAAGUCAAACAUCGAGUUCUAUCGGUAACUGUCAAUCUCGUUUGGGUCAAGACUUGCUUCGAAUGUUUCUAGAGGAAAUAGCCCCAGACGUAAUUGUGGAAGUGUCUGGGAAACGCAUUAAGGCACAUAAGUGUAUAUUAUCGUCAAGAUGUCAAUAUUUUGCUGGCAUAUUAAGUGGCGGAUGGGUCGAAAGCGCUGGAAACGUUAUCGUUUUACCGCCGUUUUCCUUCAAUGUAGUGCAUUUCGCUCUAUGCCACAUAUACUCGGGCUUGUCGACUAUUCCCGAUUCAGUAAGCAUUGUGGAAUUAGCGACCAUCGCCGAUAUGUUAGGACUUGAAGGGCUGAAGGAAGCUAUCAUGUUCACUCUAAAGGCCAAAUAUUGCCAUCAUUUCCAUAGGCCCUGUCAAGUAUGCACUGCCGGCGUACUAGAGUGUUUCCCACUGUCUUCGGUGUAUGGGUUAGACGAUUUAUACCGUAAAUGUUUGAGGUGGAUCACCAAGUACUUCACAAAAGUGUGGCCCACCAAGACCUUUGCUACGCUUCCGAAGGAGUUACUGGACAAGUGCUAUCAAGAACACAUCGUUAAUCUCUCCACUGACAAUCUCAUAGAAACUGUCUAUGGAUGUGGUAUUACAGUGGCAUCACUACAAAAUAGUAGGUGGGCGGAGAUUGUGGCUCGGAUGUGUCGAAAGCUGGUGAAUGCUGCGGCUCACUUCGCGGCGCCAAGACUCCUGGCUGUGCUGGAAAUGAUAUCCUUAGUACCUGAUGCACCCAAUUCCGCCAAACAGGCCUUGGACGACUGCCUAGCAGCUGCCAUAGAAUGGGCACCGCCAGAUGAAACUUGCCGUGCUUAUGCCUUCCUCUCGACUCUCAUCCGAGAUAUCCGAAACCAACACUCCAAACCUGAUCUUAUUAACAACCAAACGAACAAAGUACCUGAGCCCAAUAACUUGUUAUACACACAUGCCGGCAGUUGGAGGCUUCAAUGUGAAGGCGCUCUCGUCAGAGCUGCCCCAAGAGUCGUCGGGACUCAAGCCUUCAAAGAUUUACCCACGGACCUAAGGAGACGACUUAGGGAAUUAGGAUGCAUCAUGUACGGACCACAGGCGAUACCUCUCACAGCAUCCCCUCUGCAAGACAGAAAAACUAAAAGUACAUAUCAGAGCAAACCUAAAACGAUCAAUCCCGCAACCACGCGUAGUCUUGAUAUGGAAAAAGUAAGGAACUCCUUUGUUCCCUACAAACCGAAACCAAUUGUGAUCGCACCACCAAAAGAUAAGGUUCCGAGCACUUGUGAAUUGCGAGACAAGAGGGUCAACAACAAGAUUAGCAUACCCAAAGUGAGGACGACCAAAGCGCAAGAAGAGCGGGCGAAGUUUAACCAAACAAAGACACUAACAUCGCAGGAUCGAUCAGUUAGUAACAAGCCGGUCGCAGUUCGACCCCACCCGUUCGAGAACACGAAACCAAGUGAGUCGUCGCGUAAUUCAAGUCCCAUCCAGUCAAGGAAUUUGAGGACUGGCCGACUGGCGGCAAACCAGGUGUGCGAGAAAAAGUCUCACGCUAUGUCUCAAGAUAGCCUGGCAACGUCCUCAAGGCCACGCACCGCAGAGCCUUCGACGGAUUCAUUGAGUGAGUCUCAGAACAGCAACAAGUAUGCCACCUACACUAAAACUAAGCACACUGGAAAAGGAUCUGUUGAAUCAGUGGUUUCAAAAUGUCAACUUCUAUCGCCAUCGUCACUAUUGAACGCCAACGUGAAGACGAAGAUCCCAGUUUAUUUCAACCAAAACUCAGUGUCAUGCAAUGGUAGUGGCAAGUCGAAUACCAGCACAAAAGGGCAAGUAUGCACACAUUCCGCUAAAAUCAAGUCUCGAGUAUUUGAGAGGAAAGUAUCAGGUUCUUUAAUGAGCGCAACAAAAUCCAGUUCCGCCAAAAUUGUACCAAAAGUUGCGAAAGAACAUCCGCCUAAAUUGUGCAAACAGCAUAAACAUGCGACGAAAAUAAAUACCAGCAGUAAUAUAAACAGGCGGGAGGAACAUGAACCCAUACCGGCGAUGGAACGUUCUGGAACCUUCCUGAAAGACGAACCCAUGUUCGCCACAAAAUCCACCAACAUAGAUAAGGCCCAG